CGUGGGCGCAGCCAACACUGGGCGCUCAGCUCCCUGCCCCUCCCAUGGCGGCUCCCCCUGAUCCCUCCCUGCGCGGCUUCCUCUUCCCUGCUGCGCCCCUACGUAGAUCUCCUCCGUCCUGUGCCGAGCUCACUCCCUGCUCCAUCUCCUUCCCCAACUCCGGCGUCCGUCGCACCCAGGCCAUGGCUCUCUGGUGCUCGCCAGCUGUUCUGCUUCACAUCUAUCCCACCGCCACGGAGCUCGCCGGACUGCGUCCAGAUCUCCCCUGCGUCGGUCACCAUCCACGCUCAGCGCCUAGGCUUCCUCCUCGACGUUCUUCCCUGCCCUAGCUGCGUACGCCCAGCCGCCGGCCGACCUCACCGGUGAAGUUCUGGUGCUCGUGUUGCUCCUUCACUACAACCUAGAAGAGUGGCGGUGGCGAUGCUCAGGCCGGCUACACACCCAAUCCCGGCGGCGACAACACUACAACCUAGAAGGGUGGCGGCAGCAUAGUUGCUGUGGACGACCACCACCGAGACGCUGAUGGCAGAUCUCGCCGGCACGACUAGCAGCGUGGUGCAUGCUCAGGUGACUGGCAUCCUUAUGCCCUUCUGAUUUCCCCUUGCACUCUCAAUUGCUUAGCGGUAUUACUACUUGCGGAUCUAGGAUUUACUAAAGCAUUAGGUGAGUUUGAUUUAUAAAAUUUUCUCCUAUAGGUGGAGGCGAAGAUGGCACCAUAAAUUGAGUUUGAUUUAUAGAAUUUCACAAAUCCACCUUUCUGCGGAUAUCUUCAUACAUAUCAAAUGAAACUGGUUAAAUUCUAAAAAUGCAUAACAUGUGCACUCUAGGAUCAUUCCAAGAGCUGUCUAUCUAUCUAUAUAUUCAGAAAGUCACUAAAACAAUUAGGGUUACUGAAAUGAAUAAUAACAUGAAUGAUUCAACUAUAUUUAAAAAUUGUAAGCCUAACAAUGAGAAUAAUAACAUGAAUGAUUCCAAAUGUAGUCAUUGGCUAAGCCAAAAUUUGUAUUUCAUAAAGUAACUAAGAUCAGUGUUUGUCUGGAUCGUGACAAGGUUGUAGCUUUUCCCAUAAUCGAUCAGACCAUAUCCUAGGAUUAAGGAUGUGCAACAGAACCCUUUUGUUGUCGACGAUAUCAAUGAGCUUCAGUUUUUUUCACAUCCAUAACUAUAUACCAAGCCUUUUUGCCACAUUUGCAAGCCACACCAUCGCUAUGAACAGAAAAACUAUUAUGUUAGAUCCAUCUUCUAUCCGCAUAUCAUAACCAUAACGUGUCCUUCAAAAUUUAGAUGUGACCUUAAUGCUUUUAUAUGUGAUUGGUAAGGGUUUACAGGAUCUUAUGACCACAUUACGUGCUUUCGAGGAUGUCAACCACUGAUUCCAGACCAAGUUCUCCCAGGUGCCUGAUCUUGUUUUUCUUCUCCCCUUGGACUGAUCUAACAUAUGGUUUCCAAAUCUGUCGGCACUCUUCCUGCGAUGGACCCUUCCUCUCUUGAUAGAUCGAUCCGUUUGAGUAGUCUAUGUACAAAUGGCAUCAUGCGAGGUACUCGAGGGAACCAGCUUUGUUCGUUUUUAUGCUCGUGCAUUUUAUAUAUGAUUACAUUUUUCUUGAGCGCGAGUGGUCUCAUAUUGAUGAAACGUUGUUUGAUUCUAGCUAUAUUUGUACAAAUUAGGAUAGGUAUGUUGCAUUUUCACUUUGUGGUCAUUAUUAGUACUUUAGUUUUUAGUAUUGAUCGAUAAUGAACACAAUAACUGGACAUUGCUAGAACCAUUACAGUUUAUCCCGUAUUUAAUCAACUUUGAAACUAUGCUCAAGCUUUCCCCUACUUAGGAUUUGGAAAACUCUUCAAUUAUGAGAAGGUCUGGUUCAGUCUCUAAUGACAUAAUAUUGAGGCACUACAUUUGAAUAAUCGAUAGAUAUCAGAGAAAUACUUGUUCUAUCAAUAGAGAAGGACAACUUUUUUUGAGACCAGAGAGGGCCAAUUUUGGCUUCAUAUGUGAACAAAGUGUUGUGUUUUCUGCUCAAAAGGUUUGUUUUACCUUUGUAAGUUGUAAAUUUAUAUUAUUCAAACUGCAGUUACAUAUACCUUGGUAGGCUGCAUGCUUCCUUUGAGGUAAGAUUGCUAUGGAGUUGAUCGAGUGAUCUUUCCUGUCAUAUUAGAUGGUUUUCUUCUUGUUCCUUUGCAACAUUAUCUUGAAAGUUUCUAGGAGGCAGCUGAGGCAUGCACUAUUCCUUAAAUUUGUUGUAUUGUGUCUUCCACAUGUGUUAGUUUUAUAUCCUAGAUCAAUGGGUCAAUGGAUCGUGACAAGGCUGUAGCUUUUCCCAUAAUCGAUCAGACUAUAUCCUAGGAUUAAGGAUGUGCAACAGAACCCUUUUGUUGUCGACGAUAUCAAUGAGCUUCAAAAUUUUUUCACAUCCAUAACUAUAUACCAAGCCUUUUUGCCACAUUUGCAAGCCACACCAUCGCUAUGAACAGAAAAACUAUUAUGUUAGAUGUAGAUCCAUCUUCUAUCCGCAUAUCAUAACCAUAAUGGGUCCUUCAGAAUUUAGAUGUGACCUUAAUGCUUUGAUAUUUGAUUGGUAAGGGUCUACAGGAUCUUAUGACCAUAUUACGUCACAACGCAAUCGGAUACUUACCCUGAUACUUUGUAUUUCUGUUUGGAGGUAGCAUUGAUAUUGUCAACUGUAGUUGUGUCAUCUGUGCCCCCUUAUUCUUAAGACUCACUAUAUUUGGAGAGGUAUCCAGGAGAUCAUGGAUGAAGAAAUGGAUGAAGAUGUCAUAGUCAAGGCUGUGGACUGCUCGAACCAAUCAGAGAUAUCGAGCUCAAACAGUUUAUCAAAGGCUACUCAGAUGCCUUACAACCUGAAUUAGGGAUGAAACUGCUAAUUGCACAUGGAAGUCACCAAGAACUUGGUAAAGGUGAUUCAAUGACAAAUCUAAUGAUUAACAUGUGCGAUGUGGUUCACAUGUUAAUGCAUGCAACUGAAGUGCAUUACCAAUGUCCCAAGAGCGUAAGGGUACAGUCUGAUGUAUCUGAAAGGAUUGCUAAUGGAACUAGUGUUCAUGAGCCAAACACUAAUAAUUCAGAAGGAUCCCUGGCUGGUGCUGCUGUCUGGGAUGUAUUCCGCAGGCAGGAUCUUCCAAAGCUUAAUGAAUAUCUAGCUGUUCAUCGGGAAGAAUGUGCAGCUAGAUGUCAAGCAGUGUCUUCUGUUAAAUAUCCUAUUUAUGAUCAAACAGUGUACCUUAACGAUUAUCAUAAGAAGAUGUUGAAGGAUCAAUAUGAGGGACUGAAGACAAUCGAGCAGAUUACAAUGGACUCAGCUUCGGUCGAGACCAAUAUGUUGAAGCUCUGCAAGGUGAGGUCUGUUCAGUUUGGCCAAAAAGGCAUCCCCUACCUGAACACCUACGACGGCCGCACCAUCCGCUACCCCGACCCGCUCAUCAAGGCUAACAACACCAUCAAGAUCGAUCUGGAGACUAACAAGAUCAUGGACUUCAUCAAGUUUGACGUUGGCAACGUGGUCAUGGUGACUGGCGGGAGGAACACCGGGCGUGUAGGAGUCAUCAAGAACAGGGAGAAGCACAAGGGCAGCUUUGAGACCAUCCACGUGCUGCUUGGAGCUUUUUGCUAUGUCUAGUUUUCUCCUAUUUGUUGUACAGGAAAACAUAGAAUGGAAUUCAAAUUUGGUGGUC
Messenger RNA from Zea mays, 3690 nucleotides. RefSeq names its product lysine-specific demethylase JMJ25. Lineage: Eukaryota; Viridiplantae; Streptophyta; Magnoliopsida; Poales; Poaceae. Gene Ontology annotation, molecular function: RNA binding; structural constituent of ribosome. Gene Ontology annotation, cellular component: cytosolic small ribosomal subunit; ribosome. The record is from RefSeq and is a predicted model, not a curated record. Gene Ontology annotation, biological process: translation. The transcript is spliced from 7 exons. Bases 2871 to 3635 code for a protein of 254 amino acids.